AUGGCAGAUCGGCCCCAGCGCCGCCUCCACCGCCCUCCUCCGGGGCUGGCAGGGCUGAGAGCAGCCUCCUCCCCCCAGACGGACAGACUGAAGCUCCAGCAUCAAGUGGAGCGCACUGUGGGUGCAGAGUACCUGGCGCUCCGAAGCCGCAGGGCGAAGGGGUGGCGGCCAGAGCCGGUCCCAACGACGCCCCUGCAGACCCCCAGCCUGCAGCUGCGGGCAGGACCAGGAGCUCGUCCCACGGCGAGCCUGGACGCGGAGGGCGGAGCCCGAGGCACUCCGGCAGGGUCCCUUGGGGGCGGGGCGGGCGGCGGCCCGGGCUCCUCCCUCCUGAGCCCCGAACGCCUCUUAUCUCAACCCGCCUGCGGGGCGACCGGGUCACCCGGCUCCGCCGAGCAAGCGAGUGGUCAGCGCGGAGCCGGAGCCUCGCGCGUCCUGUCCCGACACAUAAGCCAGCAUGCCGCCAUGGACGGCAGUACUCUGCCCAGCGGCUUCGCUGUCUUCACCACCUUCCCCGAACUGCUUUUCAUCUUCGAGCUUGUCUUUGGGGGCCUUGUGUGGAUGCUGAUCACCUCAUCCCAGCUGCCUAACCCCCUGCUCCAGGGCUGGGUGACGUUCGUGUCUGUGUUCUGCUUCAUAGGCACUGGUGUUCUGCUCUUCCUGUACCUAACUGGUGCCCAUGGCGGUGAGACUUCCUGGGUCUCCCUGGAGUCAGCCUACCACACUGUUGCAGUCCUGCUUUACUCUAUCGCCUCAAUCCUGGAAAUUCUGGCCACCAUCUAUAUGCAAGACGGCUUCACGUACGAACAUUACCUUGAAAACAUCUCUGCUGUGGUGUUUUCGUGCAUAACCAGUCUGCUGUACAUGGCCCAUGUGGUGUUUGUUUAAUAAGAUGAACAUUUUCAGAACUUUAAAGCUGAAGAAGUUUAGCUGAAAACUCGUGGUGUUAACUGAUCAACCGCCUCCCAGCAUAACUUUUUAGAAUGAAGAAAUGCUCUUGACAGUGGAAAAAGGAAACCAAAGGAAGAGCAACACUGUGUGUCUUGUGGGUGUUUGUUUACUCUCCCAUGUCCCUCCUGUCGGGGUUGGGACUUGCUGUCUUUAGCCUCCAACUAGUGAGCCGUCUUUCACGGUCAUCUCCUAUUUUUGAAAGGGGGCAGUGGGGUGGAGUUUGGGGUCUGAAUGUGAGAGACUGAGAAACAAAGAUCCCCUGCUGAGCCCUGGACCGGAUCCUGAGAACUCUCUACUGGAGUCUUCCACAGGCUGUUUUGAGCCCCCAUCUCAUGACGUGUUUCUAAGUCUUCAUGGAGAUUCUACCUGUCAUGGGGAUGCAGCUCGUCCAACAAGUAUUUGCAGAUGUCCACGGGGGAAAAUGAUAAACCUUUCAAAUACCUUAUAA
This is a messenger RNA of Equus quagga, 1399 nucleotides long. RefSeq lists its product as uncharacterized. Lineage: Eukaryota; Metazoa; Chordata; Mammalia; Perissodactyla; Equidae. The record is from RefSeq and is a predicted model, not a curated record. The transcript is spliced from 6 exons. Gene Ontology annotation, biological process: myelination. Gene Ontology annotation, molecular function: structural constituent of myelin sheath. The coding region runs from base 1 to 888 and encodes 295 amino acids. Gene Ontology annotation, cellular component: membrane.